AUGUCCAUUCUUAUUUUUCGCAUCCUGCUGGCGUGUGCCGGCAUCCUUUGCGCUUGCGGUACGCGUCGGAAGGCCGACUAUAUCAAGUUGAAUUCGCUCAUGGGUCAAAAACUGGAGGUUGACGUUGAGCCAAGUGACACUGUGUUAGAUUUGAAGCGCAAACUUAGUACCAAGCAGAAACUACCUGUUGAUCAGCAGCGUAUAAUAUUUGAGGGUAAGAUGUUACAGGAUAACAAGACCCUUGCUGAGUAUAAUAUAAAGAAUAACUCUGUUAUACACAUGGUGCUGCGUUUGCGCGGCGGCAUGUGUUGUCCCCUUGGGCAGUCUGGUAUCGAUGUAAGAGAACUCUUUGAUAUAAUAAUGGAAGAGCUCAUUCCGUUAGUGAGUAAGCUUCAUGUUAUUCUAGCUCACGCGGGUGAGAGUAGUUUACAGCUGCCUGCGGUAGCAGUAGUUGGAGCCCAGUCUGUGGGCAAAUCGUCCGUUCUUGAGGCGAUCGUUGGCCGCCCUUUUCUACCCAAGGGCACAGGUAUAGUUACGCAGCGCCCGCUAGUAUUGCAGCUUCGUUAUGAUGCGGAUGCUAUCGAGCAUGGUGAAUUUGGUCAUAAGCGUAACGUGAUAUUUGAAGAUUUUGAUAAAAUCAAGGCCGAAAUUAAGAGUGAAACUGAGCGUUUAUUAGGCACUAGCAAAAAUGUGUCACCUGUGCCUAUAUUUCUCAAGAUUGUGUCGCCGAGGGUCGUUGACCUGACGCUAAUAGAUUUACCAGGUAUUACUAAGGUGCCAGUGAACGACCAAAACCAUGAUAUUGAUCAUCAAAUUCGUGAGAUGAUAAUGGAUUACAUAGCGCAGCCGUCUUGUAUAAUUUUGGCGCUUACGUCAGCGAAUACGGACAUUGCUACGUCUGACAGUUUGCAGAUGGCUCGGGAGGUUGACCCUAUUGGUUUGCGUACUAUAGGUGUGAUAACGAAGUGUGAUACUGCGGACGAGAGUUUCAGUGCCCUUGAUGUAUUACAGGGUCGUGUGUACAAGUUGCGUAGGGGUUAUGUUGGUGUGGUUUGUAAGGACAAAAGCGGUCUUCAUGACGCGCGUCACAAUAUCGCUGAAGAGGACGCUUUUUUCCGUAACCAUCCUACAUUUGGCGCUGUUUCGAAAAAAUGUGGUAUCCGUCACUUAUCGGCGUUGUUGAACGACAUCUUGACGCAUCACAUUAAAGAGAUGUUGCCUUAUGUUAAGAGUAAGCUUUUGGCUAUAAUGCACGAGCGUGAGGCUGAGUUAUCGUCAUACGGUCUCGGUUCUCUUGCCGAUACAUCAUCUCCUGGUGGCUGUCUGUUACAUUUCUUCACAUCAUUUUCUCAAACCUUCAGGGAUAUGAUUAGUGGUCGUACAUCAUCUAAGUCUCAUUCCUCUGAGAUUUUUGGUGGUGCUCGUAUUUACUACAUUUUUAAUGAUAGUUAUUUGAAGACUCUCAAGGCUUUUAGUCCUUUAGCAGGUCUUUCUGAUAUCGAGAUUCGUACCGCCAUAAGGAACUCUACAGGUCCCGCCUCUGCAUUGUUUGUACCCGAGAUUGCAUUUGCUAACCUUGUGAAGAAGCAGAUUAAUCUUCUUGAGGCGCCUUCAUUGCAAUGUGUGGAUCAGGUAUACGACGAGCUUCUGAACAUCCUUGACAGUUGUGAUGUCCCCGACCUUGAUCGUUUUGUGAACAUGCGUAAGCAUAUGUUAUCGGUUGUGAAGGAGCUUUUGAAGCGUUGUGUGGAGCCUACUAAGAACAUGAUUCGUGAUUUGAUCAAGAUAGAGCUUGCUUAUAUCAAUACGAACCACCCCGACUUUUUGAAGAGCAACGUUUUGGCCGAGGCAUUUCAGCAACGUAGUCAUCAACGUGAUUAUACUCCGACAUUUGUUCCUGGUUCUCAAGCCUCACGUCCAUUAGUGCGACACUCGGUUCAAAUUGAUGCUACGUCUACGUCUGCCGAUUCGGUUACCUAUUCCACUCUACCGAGGGCAUCGCACUACGAUAGGCAAGUCGUCAACAACGACCUUUAUUCAAUCCUCCGCAGUAGGAUGGGAGAGCGUCGAGGUACUAGAUCUGACGGGUCUAUGGAUGAGGAUGCCCCUUCACUUUGGCUUCCUACUAUUCCCAAAGUGGUUAGCCUUGGUAACGACCCUAGUGAGCGUGAGGUAUGUGAUUUAAUUUUUGAAAGGGCUAUAUUUUUUAGGAAAAACAUUGCCGACGCCGUUCCUAAAUGCAUAAUGCAUUUUAUGGUAAACCGGACCACGGAUUCUGUCCAGCAGGAGUUGAUAUCUAAUUUGUAUAAGAAGGAGCUUUACGACGAGCUUACGGCUGAGUCCAGCCAUAUAAUAGAGCGUCGUGAGCGAUGUGUGGACACUAUCCGUUUGUCGACCGGAGCACUUACACGAGUACCAGCCGUUUCUGUGGGCCUUACUGUAGACGAGCUCCUUCUUAACUUGAACAAGUUUUCCAAGAACAAGUUACCAGGGAAACUGAAGGAUUCUAUUGUCAAAACAGCUUCGUUGGUGUCGAUUAUGUAUGCCGAAAGCACGUUGCUGUGUACUAUCGUGACAUGUAUAUGUCCAUCGGUUAUAGAAUAUAACAUUGAGUUACAGGCUUUUGGUAAAAUUAAGCUUGUUUUGCGGGAAAAUCGCUACUGGGUGGAGUCUCAUGAUAAGAAGGAGUUGGAUCUUUUGCUUAAAAACCCUGUUAUCCGUAGUUCACGAAUUGUGGGCACGACUUGGGGCAAUCACGGUAUUUCCGCUACGCCGAGUACUUCCAGCGCCCCUCGUCCGAAUGACGUGGACUAUGUGACAACGUCAGUCCCCACCGCUGAUGUAUCUAGCAUUAUGUUCAACACUAAUGAUCAUGGUGUGAAUGCGCACCCGGUUCAGGAGUCUAAGAUGCCCGUGGCCAUUGAAGGUAUGGGCCGUAUAUCGCAAGAAUCUUCUGGGACAAGUGAGGUGUACUCUUUCGAGGUUCAUCAGGAGAAGAUCGAAGAGCUUAAACGUGAAGCUUUGCAGUCGAUGCGUCGUCCUCUUGUGAUGGAGUAUGAUUUCCGUAAAGAUAAACAGACGCCGACUUUAGACUGUUGUAUACGUACUACUAUAAAGAUCCGUUACUAUCAGGAGCGGGCUCUUCGGCGUAUGUUUAGCAACGGUCGUGCGAGGUCUGGUAUCAUAGUACUGCCUUGUGGAGCUGGUAAAACUCUUACUGGUAUAUUGGCUGCCUGUACUGUUCGUAAGCCUAUAUUUGUUUUGACUACGUCGGCUGUUGCUGUUGAGCAGUGGGUGAAGCAGUUUAUGGAUUUUACAAAUAUCUCUCCUGAGAGGUUGGUUACUUUGACAUCGGAUAACAAGAACAACUUGUGGGACAGCAAAAGUGCUGGUGUGGUGAUAUCAACUUAUACUAUGAUGGCAUAUUCCCGUAAACAUCGUGAGGGUACUGAGAACCUUUUAACCGAGAUAAAGCGUCGUGAUUGGGGUCUGUUGAUAUUCGAUGAAGUUCAAUUCGUCCCAGCUCCUGCUUUCAGGCGUAUAAACGAGAUCGUACGUUCUCAUUGUAAAUUGGGCCUCACUGCUACUCUCGUACGAGAGGAUGACCUCAUUAAGGAUCUUCAGUGGUUGAUCGGUCCCAAGUUAUAUGAGGCUAACUGGCUUGAAUUACAAGAGAAGGGUUUUUUGGCUAAGGUGAUUUGUAAGGAGAUUUGGUGUCCAAUGACAGCUGCUUUUUAUCGUGAAUAUUUAAGGAGUGAUUGUGCUAAGAAGCGUAAAUUAUGGUCAUGUAACCCUGUGAAGCUUGCUACAUGUGAGUAUUUGCUCAAGUAUCACGAAUCUCGUGGCGACAAGGUAACAUCUGCUGAGCGUAUUAUUAUCCUUGACAAGUUCAAGAAUGAGAAUACGUUUAACUCCAUAAUUCUGUCCAAGGUUGGAGACAAUGCGCUGGAUAUACCUUGUGCUAAUGUUGUGAUUCAAAUAUCAUUUAAUUUCGCUUCACGUCGUCAGGAGGCACAACGUUUAGGGCGUAUCCUCCGUCCGAAGAGCAAGAGCGAUGAGAGUGGUUUUAACGCCUUUUUCUACAGCCUUGUGAGCAAAGACACGCAAGAGAUGGUUUUUGCUGACAAGCGUCAGCAAUUUAUUAUCGACCAGGGUUACGCUUACAACGUCACAAGUUCCUCGGAGAUUGUCAAAGACGAGAAUGACUUGAUAUAUUGUCGUCCCGAGAUUCGUGAUGAGUUGCUUCGUGACAUAGUUCUUGCAAGUGACGAGCCUGAUGAAGAGGAGGAUGAUCACGUUUUUGAGGGUAAGGGCAACCCUCAGCAUGAGGAUUUGGGUAUGUAUACAAACCCUAGACGUACAUCUCUGUCUACUCUUACGGGUUCAUUGCACAAGCAAUAUUUGCGUCGUACUAAGUCCACGGUCAAGCCCAAGAAGCGUAGCGCCCGGAGUUUGAGUAGCCAGCACCCUAUGUUUCGGAAUAACAUGUUAAAACAUCAUGUCUUUCAUUCCACUAAGGUAAUCUCGGCCAAAGGUGCCGCCUUCCGUAACUUUCAAGGCACAAAAGGCCGUUAUUUCAUGGUAUUAUCGCAUUAUCGUCAUUUUUCAACGCAAAAUUCUAAUUUUUAUCAUGAAAUUGACCGUAUUAAAACGAUCCUAGCUCACACAUCUCAGGAGCCUUCAUAUGUCUACUCGGAGUCUUUGAAAGAACGCAUUGGAUCUCUCGGCAAGGAAGCGGGGUUGGCCAACGAUCCGGAUGCUAAGGCUAUCGUAAACCGUCUAGCAGAAGACGCUGAAAGGUAUCACGAUACUGUAGUCGGCUAUAUGUGUAACCGUGAUAUAUACAAUCAGGCUGCACAAACAAAAAUCACUAAUGAUGUUAACCUCAAAUACGGUAUAGUUGGAGUAUCGCUUAUGUGCGUAUUCGGGUCACUGGCGGUAUCACUGCACCCAAUCUUCUUGCUGGUGAGUGGCACCUUGCACGUUCGUAUGACUAAUCAGGGCUGCGCGCUUGGCGGGUAUGUAUACAGGCCGGUUUUUAGACAAAGCCGCAUGAAAGAAGAAACGACGAAUAAUAUGGAAAGAUACCUGAAAAUCUGUAAAGAUUACAAGCAUAAAAUGACACAACUACAUAAAGAUAUAGCUGAACAAAUUGGAACUCUUGAAGAAAAUAUCGCAUCAAACCGUAAGAUCUCGACAAAAAAAUCUUGA
Babesia sp. Xinjiang is the source of this 5211-nucleotide messenger RNA. RefSeq names its product Dynamin-related protein DNM1. The transcript is spliced from 16 exons. Lineage: Eukaryota; Apicomplexa; Aconoidasida; Piroplasmida; Babesiidae. Gene Ontology annotation, molecular function: 3'-5' DNA helicase activity; GTPase activity; DNA binding. The record is from RefSeq and is a predicted model, not a curated record. Gene Ontology annotation, biological process: nucleotide-excision repair; transcription initiation at RNA polymerase II promoter. The coding region runs from base 1 to 5211 and encodes 1736 amino acids. Gene Ontology annotation, cellular component: nucleotide-excision repair factor 3 complex; transcription factor TFIIH holo complex; transcription preinitiation complex.